Messenger RNA from Ambispora gerdemannii, 1758 nucleotides. NCBI's taxonomy places the organism in Eukaryota, Fungi, Glomeromycota, Glomeromycetes, Archaeosporales, Ambisporaceae. The record is from the annotation of a GenBank genome assembly.
AUGGGUCAGAGGAACUCAAUCUCAAGACGAUACACCAAAAAGAAUAAUAAGCCUCUGACAUCAGCGAAUACACAGAAUGUCAUUAAUGCACUUUCAUCAUCACAGUGUAUAACGCCAACAACAACAUCUUCAACGUGCUUAUACCCAAGACAACCCUCCUCUACCAGCACAAUAACAUCAUCACAAAAAUAUCGAUAUAUUAAUGGACGACAAUUUCAUAAUGUGGCGGAUUCAGUAUACAUUCUUCCCAACGAUUAUGAAGAGUUGGAUCGUAUUUCAAUGCAGCACUUUUUAUACAAAGCUAUUUGGGAGGGAAACUUCAAAGCACCGAUUCACCGGAAAUUAAUGGCGGGUGAUCGCGAAGUCUUGGAUGUUGGCUGUGGACCUGGUCCAUGGGUAAUGGAGAUGGCAAUGACAUACCCGCUUUCGAAUUUCACCGGGAUUGAUAUAUCCCCAGUUCAGCCGCACGAGAUAAAACCGCGCAACUCUAAAUUUUACGAGAUGAAUGUUCUCAGUCUAUCGUUCAAAGACGGUGCAUUCGAUUUUUGUCAUCACCGAUCAAUGGCUCUUUGUUUUAGUAAAGCACAAUACGCAGAAAAAGUAAUACCAGAAUUAUUACGAGUUACGAAACAAGGUGGAAUAUUGGAAAUCAUGGAAGUAGAUUUGGUGUUUACGAAUCCUGGACCUUUGAUGAAAUCUAUGAUGAGUCCUUAUCAACAAUUUCUAGAGCAGCGCGGGAUGGAUUUAUAUCCCGGAGCUCGGAUCAAAGAAUACUUGGAAAAAAGUGGACAACUCAAAGAUAUAUCUUAUGAAGUUAUUGAAAUACCGAUGGGCUCUAGUCACGGGAAACUCGCCAAACUGAUGGCUGAUAAUUACGCGACAGCAAGCAAAGGACAAGGUUCUUUCUUUGCUCCAUUCUUAAAAAUGUCUAACGAGGAGCUCGAUAGCAUAGUAGAUAGGAUUUUUGAGGUUGAAGUUGAUGAGUAUAAUACAUGUGUCAAGGCUCAUAGGCCUCACCAACUACACAUAGCCGGACGUCUGUACAUCCAAUUUCCUGAAGUGGAACCUCUGAAAGCUAAGCUAAUUGAAGUGUCCAUUGGACAUAAUAAGAUCUUAAAACUCGUAGUAUAUACGAUGCCAACACCAAAACAUAUCCAACCUAAUAAUGCAACGUCGAAAAUAAAAUUGUACGAAAAGAUUACGAGUAUGAAUCUUCCAUUCCAGCUCCUGUUACCUGAUGAUUUGCCACUGUCAAUGAAUUUGGAGAUUGGACGCAUAUACUAUAAUUUAAACAUUAAAAUUGAAAGGAAACGUAAUUUGUGGAAAUUCCAAGGUUCAAAGAUGUCGGUUACAUACAUGUGUCUGAUUACACGAUAUAGUCCGAUGCCAAUGCCGGCACCUGUUCGGUGGACCGAAUGGGAUGAUCCAAAAGCUUGGAAACGUGGAUUAGGUUACGAUAUCUCAAUGAAUUAUCAUACAUAUGGACCUGGGAAUCCUAUUAUCGUGAAAUUGGCUCUUAAAUUCUUAAAACUGGAUUUAAAAGUAAAAGAAGAAAGAAGGAUAUUAGGAAACCAGUUUCCAGAAAUUUGGGAUGCUCGUAAUGAAUGGUCAUAUGCUUUGAAAAUUGAUGCGUUAGAGGGUGAAGUUAAUUGGACUACUGAAAGACAUCAUAUAAUAUUAAUGUGUAUCAUAAAGUUAAGAUUAGGUUUGGAAUUUUUGGACCAAAAAAUGUUAAUUUGGAAAGAAAGUCAAUAUUGA